Messenger RNA from Xiphias gladius (swordfish), 4438 nucleotides. RefSeq names its product tubulin tyrosine ligase (gene ttl). The record is from RefSeq and is a predicted model, not a curated record. Gene Ontology annotation, biological process: protein modification process. The transcript has 8 exons. NCBI's taxonomy places the organism in Eukaryota, Metazoa, Chordata, Actinopteri, Istiophoriformes, Xiphiidae. Bases 500 to 1729 code for a protein of 409 amino acids.
AUGUUGUUGAAAUUCAAAAGAGCACUAAAUUCCGACAUAAAUUAUUUUUGAAGUAAUUACACUUGCGCAUAAUUCACAUUGAAAGUUGUGUUUAUUACUUUUAUCAUGGAUAAAAAACAGUUAAAUAUCAUCUACCUGUGAUAGCAGUGUACGCGAAAACUGCACUAACCACAACCGCAGAGUUUUAUAUUUGUGCUGUCGACAGUGGAUGACAGCGGCCGCUGAGCUUCACAGCACACGCCGUCGGUGGAAAAAUUGGCUGCGUUUGUAAUAUUGGGUAGCUAGCGAGCUAAGUUUCAGAGCACCAGUGUAAGUUAACUGGGAAGUGUGGACUGGAUAUGACUGACUCAUCAUCAUGGCACGGACAGAGGAGAUAACCCUCAACAGUGUCUCUGCAGCAGUUCCAAACAGGGAGCCUAACAACUAGCUAGACAGCUAAGUUAUUUACACAUUCCGUCGUUUUUAUCAUAUUCUAACCCCUCGCAGUCAAAGUGGCAUUAUGAAUACCCCCGUGUACACCUUUGUUACCCGUGACGACAACAGCACUGUUUAUGCAGAAGUUUCCAAAAUCCUCCUUUCAACUGGACAGUGGAAGAGGCUGAAAAGAGACAAUCCUAGAUUCAACUUAAUGCUUGGUGAACGGAACAGACUGCCCUUUGGACGUCUAGGUCAUGAACCAGGACUGGUGCAGCUGGUGAAUUACUACAGAGGAGCAGACAAGCUUUGCAGAAAGGCGUCCUUGGUCAAGCUAAUAAAGACCAGCCCAGAGCUGUCUGACUCCUGUAACUGGUUCCCCGAAUCCUACAUCAUCUAUCCCACUAACCUCAACACCCCUGUUGCUCCAGCUACAAAUGGCGUUAGCCAUCUGAAGAACAAUCCCAAGACAGAUGAGCGGGAAGUUUUCUUGGCCUCUUAUCACUCUAAAAAAGAAAGUGGGGAGGGUACAGUGUGGAUAGCCAAGUCUUCUGCUGGAGCUAAAGGUGCUGGUAUUUUGAUAUCCCAUGAUGCUAAUCAGCUGCUGGAGUACAUUGACAAUCAGGGACAAGUUCAUGUCAUUCAGAAGUAUCUGGAAAAACCUUUACUUCUGGAGCCAGGACAUCGGAAGUUUGACAUUAGGAGCUGGGUGCUAGUGGACCAUCAUUACAACAUCUAUUUAUACCGGGAGGGUGUGCUGCGGACUUCCUCCGAGCCCUACAACAGCUCCGACCUCCAAGACAUGACCAGCCACCUGACCAACCACUGCAUCCAGAAGGAGCACUCCCAGAACUAUGGACGAUAUGAGGAGGGGAACGAGAUGUUCUUUGAUGAGUUCAGGCUGUACCUGCUGAACACUCACAAUGUCACCCUGGAGACCACCAUAUUACCUCAGAUCAAGCAGAUCAUAAAGAGCUGUCUGACGUGUAUUGAGCCGGCAAUCAGCACCAAGCACCUGUCCUACCAGAGCUUCCAGCUCUUUGGAUUUGAUUUCAUGGUGGAUGAGAGCUUCAAAGUGUGGCUCAUAGAGAUCAAUGGAGCUCCAGCCUGUGCACAGAAACUGUAUCCAGAGCUAUGUCAAGGUAUUGUGGAUGUGGCCAUUUCCAGUGUCUUCACCCUGAACAGCAGCAGUGACUCCUCAUCUGCUUCCUCCUCUCCUUAUUCCUCCUCCCCAUCCUCCACGUUCAGCACCAACUCCUGCUCCUCUCCAAAACUGAGAGCCCCUCUUCAUGUGGGCCCUUUCACUCGACUUUAAGCUCACACACAAAUAUUCUCCGCAUCUCCUCCAAACUACAAGCUUCCUCAUGCUCUGUCUUCACUCUUAAACUACACCUGAGAAGUAGCACAUGCCAGCACGCCGAGCCUUUAAUUGAACCUUGCCUGCCGCGCCUGGAGGGAGUCUUUCUUUUUAUGGGAAUCGCUGAAACUGCAGAAAUGAUCUCUGCUCUCCUCAUUAUGCAUAUCAUGAAUGUGAGGAUGCUGGUGAAUUGAUCGACCACACUUUGUGGGAGUUUCUGAAUGAGGACAGAUGCCCUUCCAUCUCAGUUCCACCACCAUCAGGUUCUCCCUCUAAGCAGAUAAAUGGAGGUCUGAAGGAUGCUCCAAGUCAGACUGUAGUGCCUUACAUUUCCAGCCACACUCCCUUAAAAAGACUGCCAGUUAGCUUGCUCUGUUAUCGUGACUCGUACUUGUUCUGUAAGCCUUUGCGCUGUUGCUCAAUAAAGUCAAUGCAGUCAUGAUCCGUCCGCAAGAGUUAGCAUAAAACAGAUUCUUUGAUAUUGGAGAUCUUAGGGAAGUACUUAUUUUCUCAUCAGACACUUUUUUUUAUUUUUUUUAAUCACUUUUUAUAGUUUACCUGCAGCCAUCUGUAUCCAGUCGUUGGAAUGAGGAAUGCUAACAGUGAUCAACAGGCUACAGGGACCGAUAUGAAUAAACUUAUGACUCCCUAAUAUUAGCUAAUACACUAACCUAAUAUGUUUGAUGAGCUCCUUGAACAACAACAUUCCUCUAACCUGACCAUGUGGACACUACACAUUAUUUACACUGAGGGCAGCAGGGUGGAAUAAGUGAGCAGGGAGAUGGUCUCUUCGCUCAAAAACCCAGGUUUACAUCCGUCUCAACAAGCUCUGCCGAUGUGUUCCUAUCCUCUGACCUCUCUAUGGCAGAGAGGAGCUGCCAUUAUUCAGUUCUCAACAAAUUCGUUACCAAAUUUAGUUCAUCUGAAGACACUUCGAUGUUUUAUUUGUCAUUUGAAAAGCGCAUGUUUGUGUGAAAGCAUGUAGUUGUAUACAUCCUCAUAAACGGCACCUUUUGCCCCAGUUUGUAAAGAGCUGCCCUAAUGUCUGUGUUCUGUUUCUGACUUAUGAGAAGAUAGACAGAAAUUGUCAAGUGUUGUCAACAAGUGUGUGGAUUACAUUUUUAAACUGUUGAAAGUAGAGUAGAUUGUACAAAGUGUGUUAUUGAUUAUUAAAAUCAAGACCCCAUGAAACAAAACAGACUUGACAUUUCUAAACAUUUGUUUAUAGAAGAGCUGAUGGAGACCAAAAUACAUACAACCAUACAUCAUGCUUCCUACUCUGGUCACGUAAAUAUACUGUGUCAUUUGUUUCAUGGCCAAAGAAAAGUCUCAGUAUACAGACAGGUCUUCAUCAAGUCACUGCUUCUUAUUCAGUUUCUGUCUGACUCGCUUUCUAAACUAUAAUUUUUUUUAUCUUCAUUUUUUAUCAGAGUUGAAUGUCAUGUUUUUUAUGUUUCAUGGGGUCAUUAAAAUAUUUUAGUUUAGUUUUUAGUUUUAGUUUUUUACUUUUAUUUUCACUAAAUCUCUUUGUGAAUAGCUGAGACCUGAGGUGUAACUGCCCAAGAUGACUUGUGUCAGAUCUAUUUUAGGUUACUGUUUGUUAGAAAGGAGUGUUUAGUUCUUCCUUAGCUAAGAAACUUUCAGUUAGCACAAAAUUUGUGACAGCUGCACGGCCUGUAGUUGAUUUUUGAAAAUCCGCUGUCGUGUUUCCAGGGGCUCAUUUCAAACACAGAAUAAGUCAAUAAUCUUUAAUGUUAGAAUCCCUGCUGCUCCUCUCUUUUAACCUCUAUUGAAAUGUGUGAGGCUUUGCUUCCUGUGCUUUGAGUAACAUGAGUUAAGGGACAUCAUCAGAGCAUUUAUUUAUGUUUUUAAUCACUGUGUAUUUGUGUUUACAAGAUGACUCUGAAGAAUGAAGGAUAUAUGAGUGGCCGAAGGUCAGAAAUAUGGGAGAGUUACAGGGCAGGUCAAAUGGACAAAAUGAAAACUUUGUUCUUUUAAAGAAACUGGUUUGUUGUAAGAUUAUUCCCAGUAACCUAAGAACAUACAGAAACCAUGAAUCCAUUACAGAACCCUGCUGUAGCUGAAAUGAUGUUAGACAGUUUGGAAAGAUAUUCAUGUAAGUAGAAAAUGGGUAUUUAGUUCAUGAUUGGUAAAUGCAUUAAGUGUUUGAUAGCUGGUUUUGGGAAUUUCAAAAGCAAACUCAGUAUUUUUUACAUUAAAUUUAUCGGGAAAUGUCUUUCCAUCAAAGGGAUGGGUGCCUUAGAGGGAAUUGCAUAUUGAUAAAAAAGCAAUGGACCUCCAGUAUUUAAAUGCACCUUCAUUUGUUUGUUUGUUCUGAAGUGACUUUGCUUCAUUCAUUAUUAGACCUCUUUUGAAUUCAACGAUGUCAUUUCCUCUUUUUUUGCACAUCUGACUCAUUUUCUCAUGUUUUUCUCAUGUUUCAUAUUGUUCUGGGAUUUCCUCAUCUUUACCAAAGAGCAAAUUCCUGCUGUAAAAUGUUUUGUAGUUACUAUAAUCUGGACAUUAUCGCAUCAACUGGCCAAUGGGAUCUAAAAGCAAGUAUCAUAUCCAGAUCGAUGUCUGUGCUGUGCUUAUGUUAAGUGAUGUUUUAUCCAAAAUCUUGCAUGAACAUUUGUCUUUAUCAGAAACAAUAUUGCUAGAAUAAAA